CCUUCUGGACGCCGGAAAGCCCUUGCUACCAGCAAUAUCAACAUGAAACAAUAUGCGAGCCCCAUGCCGACACAGACAGAUGUCAAGUUAAAGUUUAGGCCUUUGUCUAAGAAAGUUCUCUCAGCCACCCUGCAGUUCUCAUUAUCGUGUAUUUUCCUAAGAGAAGGAAAGGCCACAGAUGAAGAUAUGCAGAGCCUGGCAAGUCUGAUGAGUAUGAAGCAAGCAGAUAUUGGAAAUUUAGAUGACUUUGAGGAAGAUAAUGAAGAUGAUGAAGAAAAUAGAGUAAACCAGGAAGAAAAGGCUGCAAAAAUUACAGAACUUAUCAACAAGCUUAGUUUCCUGGAUGAAGAGGAGCAAGAUUUGGCAAAUUCAAGAUCAAAUCCCUUUGUAGAUUCUGAUAGAUCAGAGCUGAAUCCUUUUGGAGACACUGAUAUCGAAGAACCAGAUAUUAAGAUGACUUCAUUAUCCAAACAAGAGAACUACUGUGAUGACAGCGAUGAAUAUAACCCCUUUAAGGAAAAGAGUGUACAAUAUGUGAACCCUUUUGAUGAACCAGACCCUGAACCUGAGGUCCUGUUACCUGUCAAAGACUCUCCUCCUCAACCUAGCAAAAGGAAAAAUAUCCGACCUGUGGAUAUGAGCAAAUAUCUUUAUGCUGACACAUCAAGAACAGAUGAAGAGGAGUUAGAUGAAUCCAAUCCCUUUUAUGAACCCAAAGCAAGUUCUGCUUUAAAUGAUCAAGUUACUUCAGUGAAAGAAACAGAAAGGAAGAUGAAAAGAAAAGCUCCGGAACCACCAAUUCUCUCACCCAAGGUAGAAAGAGAAGCAAGUGAGAACAUGUCAGCUAUUCAUGCAGUGAAAGAGCUUUCCUCUUCUCCUAAGCCAAGCCCAUUACCAAGUCCUGUUUUGGGGAGAAAGCCAAAUGCUAGUCAGUCAUUGCUUGUUUGGUGUAAAGAAGUUACAAAAAACUACCGAGGAGUAAAAAUCACCAAUUUCACUACAUCUUGGAGAAAUGGUUUAUCCUUUUGUGCAAUAUUACAUCACUUUAGACCUGACUUAAUUGACUACAAGUCCCUGAAUCCUCAAGACAUUAAGGAGAACAACAAAAAGGCGUACGAUGGAUUUGCUAGCUUGGGAAUAUCCCGGCUACUGGAACCUUCUGACAUGGUUUUGUUAGCCAUUCCUGACAAGCUGACUGUUAUGACCUAUCUGUAUCAAAUACGGGCACAUUUCAGUGGACUGGAGCUAAAUGUAGUUCAGAUUGAAGAAAACAGUAGCAAAAGCACAUAUAAAGUCGGCAACUAUGAAACAGACACAAACAGCUCUGUUGACCAGGAAAAAUUCUAUGCAGAACUAAGUGACCUAAAACGAGAGCCAGAACUGCAGCAGGCAGCCUUUGAUUUCCAGAAAGACCCAGUAUUUGUAAAUGACAGCAGAGUUCUAGAGUCAGAAAGAGACAGAGAACCUCAAGACACAGCUGAGUCACGAAAUUUGACCUCUCCUCACAGGACUACAGGUGAUGCACAGCAACCACAAAAACAACAGGGAAGGAUUUCGGGAAUAGCAGAGCCUGAAAAAAACAGUGCAGCACAAACACAGCCCUUGUUGGGAAGGAAAAAGCUUCUCAAAGCAGAUACUCUAGACCUGAGUGACCUCAUGCAGAUCAGCGAUCUAAAAAGGGAUGCACUUCCCACAACUAUAGAUGAGGAUAUUGACAAAAAAGGAUAUCAGAAUUCUGACACUGCCAUUUGUUUCUCAGAACCUGCAAUACAAGAGCACCUCAGCCUUAGAGAUAGUAGGAAAUUGGAUUCUGAGUUACACGUUGAAAAAACAAAUUUAGAAAUGGGAAAUAAAUCUGGAUAUCCCAACAAUAGGGAUGUGGAUAUUAAUAAAUUAGAUAUGCAACUGGAGACUAAGCUACAGUUUGAGGCCAAAACAGUGAUACAUCCAACAGAUCUGCCUGGAAAAACUGCACAGCAACGAAUGUUAUCAAGACAAGAAGAGUUAAAAGAACGGGCAAGAGUCCUGCUGGAACAAGCAAGAAAAGAUGCUGCUUUAAAGGCAGGAAACAGACAGUUCUCCAGUUCAGUCGUCCCAGGCCGCUCUAAGCAACUGACUGAUCAGCAAGAUGAAGAGCGGCGUCGGCAGCUGAGAGAGAGAGCUCGUCAGCUAAUAGCAGAAGCUCGAUCUGGAGUGAAGAUGUCAGAACUUUCUAGUUACAAUGAAAUGGCUGCAGAAAAGUUGAAAGAAAGGUCAAAGGCAUCUGGAGAUGAGGAUCGGAGUGAUAACAUUGUGAUAGUUUCUAAUGAGGAGAUUCCUGAAUACAUUAUUUCUAGUGGUGAAGAUCAACAUACUAACUUAGAAAAUGAGCUUGAUUCCAAUGCUGAGCAGAACAGCAAGUUGGUGGAUCUGAAGCUGAAGAAACUUCUAGACGCUCAGCCACAGGUGGCAAAUUCAUUUACCAGCACAGCUCCAAAACCAGUUUCUGAUAACACUGAGCCAAUGUUUAUGAAUGAGACAGAGGAACAUGUUGAGCGAUUACAAAAAGCAGCUGAACGUUUUAGAAGUCCUGUUGUUUUCAGCAAGGAUUCAACGGUCAGAAAAACGCAGCUUCAAUCAUUCAGUCAAUACGUUGAAAACAGACCAGAGAUGAAAAGGCAGAGAUCAAUACAGGAAGAUAUAAAGAGAGGAAAUGAGGAGAAGGCAACGAUAACCGAAACUCAGAGGAAGCCAUCAGAAGAUGAAGUGCUUAAUAAAGGGUUCAAAGACACCAGUCAGUAUGUUGUAGGAGAAUUGGCAGCACUAGAGAAUGAGCAAAAGCAAAUUGACACCCGUGCCGCGCUGGUGGAGAAGCGCCUUCGCUAUCUCAUGGACACAGGAAGAAAUACUGAAGAAGAAGAAGCUAUGAUGCAAGAAUGGUUUAUGUUAGUCAAUAAGAAAAAUGCCUUGAUAAGAAGAAUGAAUCAACUUUCUCUUCUGGAAAAAGAACAUGACUUAGAAAGGCGGUACGAACUACUGAACAGGGAGCUAAGAGCCAUGCUUGCUAUUGAAGACUGGCAAAAGACUGAAGCUCAGAAGAGGCGGGAGCAACUUUUGCUAGAUGAACUUGUUAUUCUCGUUAAUAAACGUGAUGCGCUGGUCAGAGAUUUAGAUGCCCAAGAAAAACAGGCUGAAGAAGAAGAUGAGCAUUUGGAAAGAACACUUGAACAAAACAAAGGAAAAAUGGCCAAGAAAGAAGAGAAAUGUAUCCUUCAAUGACUGUCAUGGCCCGAGAUACUGUCACUUUUUGUAACUUCAGCCUUCUUACAUUUUGGAUAUAUGCCAACACCAAGACUAGACAACUAAAUCACAAACAGACCUCUUAAAAUUUCAGAAUUUUCCAUUUGGCCAGAUCAGCUUUAUCUUAAAUUGUUUUCUGAUUCUCUUCCCCCUUUUCAUUCAAACAACAGGGUUUCAGAAAUAGCUUUCCACCAGGAUUUUUUUGUGGGUUUAAUUAUCUUAAAUAAGUUUGCUCCCAAAUGUUUAAGCAGCCAUCCAGUUGUGUAAGAAGGGAGAAAACCCUAGCAUUAUAUUUUUAGUUAAAAGAACUUGCAAAUACAUUGUUCUAUGUAGUUACAUAGCACAGAAAGAAGGAAAUAUAUGCUCAAUUGUUUCCUCUAGUUCUGCCAUAUGUAAUAUUAAAUAUGUUAUCAACCAUUUUAUUGUUCGAUCAUACUCAUACAAUUUCUUUCAAUGUGCUAUAUUUACAUGCUUUUUUCAGCUGCAGUUUUACACUUUCAUUGUAAGUACAAUUAUAAAAUUUAAGGCUUUCUUAUGUGCUCAGAGAGCAAUUCUUUUUAACCAAUCUUUUAAGAGACUUGCAACCUAAAAAAAAAGGAAGUGAUUGUAAAGAUAAGGCUAAUUGAAGUAUGAUCAGUUUACAGAAAAUUCUUCUUUUGAGGCUACCCCAUUUUUUAUUAAUUAUUUAUUUACCUGUUAGUUUAGUUCCCUUUUCUUGAUCUUGUGCUGGACCUCUGCAGUCUGGUUCUACAGUGCUGUUAAUAUUUAUUCUGUAUCCAUCAGGGGUCUGUCUUGCCAUUGUUUGCAAAAUCUUGCAAGUAAAUAUAUCCUUCUCUAGCAUCAUGCUCAUUUUUGUGGAAAUGGUUAUGUUUAUUUAUUACAAUACCAAGUUAUGUAUAAUUUUUCAAUAAAAGCUGGAUC
This is a messenger RNA of Protobothrops mucrosquamatus (brown spotted pit viper), 4200 nucleotides long. RefSeq names its product EH domain binding protein 1 (gene EHBP1). The transcript has 19 exons. The record is from RefSeq and is a predicted model, not a curated record. Bases 43 to 3258 code for a protein of 1071 amino acids. Gene Ontology annotation, molecular function: protein binding. NCBI's taxonomy places the organism in Eukaryota, Metazoa, Chordata, Lepidosauria, Squamata, Viperidae.